AUGUUAUUGUUGAUGUCGACAAUCCAAGUCAAUAUACUCUAUUCUCUUCACUUCUCUGCUCUCUUUUUGAAAUCAGAUAAGAUAUUUGCAUAUAUUUUUUGGUUGUUUCGUUGCAUAUCAAUUCAAUUGGAAUUGCCACCAACACAAAUAUCGCCAACACCGCCAACACCACUACCGACUCUUCCAAAAGAUAAUGAUUUAGAAAAAAACAAAAAAAUUAUGAAAUCUUUGAAAUUCUUUACUACUCCUACCCUACUACUUCUAAUUUUCUUGAGUUACAAUAUUGUAACAGCCAAAGAUGAUCGUAGAAUUAACUAUGUUGGAUGCAUGGACUUUGGAUAUAGUCUUUUUCCAGAGUACAAAGGUUUGAAAAUGCACAUUAGAUGCUAUCCAAAUCCAAAUUCAAAAAAACUCUCCAAACCAAACGUUAUUUUCGAUUCUGGAAUGCCAUUUUCGUCGUUGGUCUUUGCCGAUGUAAUUGAACAACUCAUACCCUCGCUGCCAAACAUUAAUGUUGGAAAUGUAUGUUUCUUUGACCGAUAUGGCUAUGGUUAUUCCGAUCCUUCGCCCUACGCAAUGAUGUCGAACGAGACAGCUCACCGCCUACACGAAUCUCUGAGAAUCGCUAAGCUAUAUCCACCGUAUAUCUUGGCUGGUUGGUCAUGGGGUUCGAUCGAUAUGCAAUUCUUUGCAAUGAAAUACAUGCGUGACGUAGUUGGAUUGCUAACUGUCGAAGGAACCGACUACCAAUAUUCAAUGGAUACAACCAAUCCUCAGAAAUUGGCUAGUUCCACUGCCUAUGCACAACAAUUUCUCUACUUGGCGAACAACGAUCUAAUUAAAAACGCUACCUCGCACGGAGAUAUUCCACUGGAAUUUGGAUUCCUCCCGAACAAUACUGAUCUGCCACCAACAGUAGUGGAGAAAUCCAACGAUUUCUUUUGUUCUUCAAAGUUUUUCACUACCGUAAUCCAGGAACUUCAAAUUAUGUUGCCAAGUGCAAGCCUGCUAGGUAUCCAAUAUGACUCGAUGAACACUACGACACCACUCUCCAAUAUUCCGUUUGUUGUUCUGACUGCCGAACAAAACGACAACAAUUGGAUUGAACGCCAAUCGAUUAUGGCUUCACUCUCGACAACCCACGAACACCUAAUGGUGAACACCACCCAUUUCGUUCCACUCGAAAAUCCAAAAAGCGUUGUAGAUUCACUGAAAAUACUUGUCAACAAUCAUUCUUCAAAGGAAGAAUCAUCUUCAAUUAUCCUUUUUUCUUUUCUUAACUAA
Messenger RNA from Heterostelium album PN500, 1284 nucleotides. Its product is annotated as alpha/beta fold hydrolase. Lineage: Eukaryota; Evosea; Eumycetozoa; Acytosteliales; Acytosteliaceae. The coding region runs from base 1 to 1284 and encodes 427 amino acids. The transcript has 5 exons. The record is from RefSeq and is a predicted model, not a curated record.